ACGCACCGACAACCUCGACGACGCCGAAGAGCUCGCGCACGGCAACGAUGGCCUCCACGCUCCUUCGCCGCCAGCUGGCGCAGGUGGCCAAGCUGCCGCGCUCGGCCGCAUCGUCCUCCAUUCUGACCACCCGACACAUCUCGAACACUGCCGUCCUGCAGGCUCAGCCGCACGCCGACCCCUCUGUGUCCGAGACGAGAGGGGCCCGGACUGUUUUUGACACACAUACCGUGGAGGACUUGCAAGGCUUACCUGCUGCAGAUAUCCUGGCGGAGACGGGCACCAGGAAGGAUGCACAGAUGAGGCAUUUCACCGUGAACUUCGGACCGCAACAUCCUGCCGCUCACGGUGUGCUUCGCUUAAUCCUGGAGCUGAACGGAGAGGAGGUUUUGCGUUCGGAUCCCCAUGUUGGUCUCCUGCACAGAGGAACUGAAAAGCUAAUUGAAUACAAGACAUACACCCAAGCGUUGCCAUACUUCGAUCGUCUCGACUACGUCUCGAUGAUGACAAACGAACUCUGUUACUCGCUUGCGGUUGAGAAGCUGCUCAACAUCGAAGUCCCAGAGCGCGCGAAGUGGAUACGUACAUUGUUCGGCGAGAUUACCCGAGUUUUGAACCACCUGAUGGCCGUCCUGACGCACGCUAUGGAUGUCGGCGCCCUGACUCCCUUCCUAUGGGGUUUCGAGGAACGUGAAAAGCUGAUGGAGUUUUACGAGCGUGUCUCUGGCGCACGUCUUCACGCCGCAUAUGUCCGCCCGGGUGGUGUAGCGUUCGAUCUCCCUCACGGUCUUCUAAACGACAUCUACAUGUGGGCAACGCAGUUCAGUUCCCGUGUAGACGAGAUUGAGGAGGUCGUCACCGGCAACCGUAUCUGGAAGGAGCGGACAAUUGGCAUUGGGAAAGUCACUGCUAAGCAGGCUUUGGACUACAGCUUCAGUGGUGUCAUGCUGCGCGGUAGCGGUGUGCCCUGGGACAUCCGUAAGGUCGCGCCGUACGACAAGUACGACGAGGUCGAAUUCGACGUGCCCGUGGGGAAGAACGGGGAUUGCUACGAUCGGUACCUUUGCCGUGUGCAAGAAUUCCGGGAGUCACUGCGGAUCAUUGACCAGUGUCUCAACAAGAUGCCCACCGGUGCUGUCAAGGUCGAUGACUACAAGAUCGCCACGCCCCCGCGUGCAUCCAUGAAGGAGAGCAUGGAGUCGCUUAUUCACCACUUCAAGCUCUUCAGCGAGGGCUACUCCGUCCCGCCAGGUGAGACCUACUCCGCGAUCGAGGCGCCCAAGGGCGAGAUGGGUGUGUACCUCGUCUCCGACGGUUCAAACCGUCCAUAUCGCUGCAAGAUCCGCGCGCCUGGAUUCGCGCACUUGGCCGCUGCGGACAUGAUGAUGAGACAUGUAAGGAUUCUAUCUGCGCGAAGCCUGCGAAGGUCUAACUCUGUAACUCUGUUCUCUCCAACAGCACAUGCUUGCCGAUGUGGUGGCUAUCAUUGGUACAAUGGAUCUUGUGUUCGGGUGCGUCUGCUUAUCCUCUAAAGCGAAAUCUUCUCAGCCCGAACUGACCAAUGAAAUGUCAUCCAUUGCAGAGAGGUCGAUCGGUAGGGUAGCGUAUCAUCAAAUAUCAUUUGUUUUAGAUGACAGCCAC
Rhodofomes roseus is the source of this 1641-nucleotide messenger RNA. Its product is annotated as NADH-ubiquinone oxidoreductase. Lineage: Eukaryota; Fungi; Basidiomycota; Agaricomycetes; Polyporales; Fomitopsidaceae. Gene Ontology annotation, molecular function: NADH dehydrogenase (ubiquinone) activity; quinone binding; NAD binding. Bases 48 to 1532 code for a protein of 494 amino acids. Gene Ontology annotation, biological process: mitochondrial electron transport, NADH to ubiquinone. The transcript is spliced from 11 exons. The record is from RefSeq and is a predicted model, not a curated record.